Molecule: messenger RNA, 3080 nt
Organism: Lates calcarifer (barramundi perch)
Lineage: Eukaryota; Metazoa; Chordata; Actinopteri; Centropomidae
Gene: gnpat2
Product: glyceronephosphate O-acyltransferase 2
Exons: 16
Coding region: 478-2514 (678 amino acids)
Biological process (GO): ether lipid biosynthetic process
Cellular component (GO): mitochondrial membrane; peroxisomal membrane
Molecular function (GO): glycerone-phosphate O-acyltransferase activity
Source: RefSeq, a predicted model, not a curated record
GAAUCAGCUUUAUUGAUCAGAUACACUGAUCAGCCACAGCAUGAGAACCAGUUUUAAUGUUGUGGCUGCAGUGAAUGCAAUGGUGCACAGCUGAGGAGUGUUGGGACUAAAUACUGAAUCAGUAAUUAUAUACAGUACUUUUCUAUACAUACAGUGGCUGGUCACAUACAGCACGUUCGUGUCAGUAUUCAGUAUAUUCAUGCACUUUUCUGCAAGCAGCAAACCUCAGCUGUUCCCCAGUUCCACUUUGCUACAUAAACCCUCAAGCUCAACAGUGCUGGGGGUUAUUAGAGAGCAAAGGGGCUGCGCGUUACAAUAAGCGGGAGGAGUUUCCAAAACCCGGCGACACCAUUGGUUUGGGCCCCAGGGUGCUGCGCUGCACAGUAUGCUGGGUGCUAUCGAAGGAAUCUUUGGAGUACGGCAAACUGAAAGUCACUGAGGACAGCCACCUGCACCCUGUGUUUGUUCCUGUAAAGAAUGACGAACACGUACAGGGAUUCAGGCAGGGCAGGUCUGGUAGAUGAGAGGCAGUUUGUGGAUAUAUUGGAGGAGAGGAGGCACAGCAGUGAUCUUGGCCAUGCCCUCAGGACCUUUAACCCGCACCCCUACCAAGGAGCCGCACCCUGUUCUGCAGCUGAACUCAACAAGGCUGUGCUGGAGGCGCAGUAUCUACGCUAUGUGACCAAAGAGAUCGCCAUGGAGACAGGGUCAUCGGUGGAGGAGGUGAGGAAGGAGGCUUGUGGGAUUUUGGAAGAAAUGUCUCAAAACCUGCAGCUGGGUUUUAUCAGGCUGAUGGGCUACACGCUCACCAAGGUGUUCAAGAGACUGUUCACCAGCAUCUUUGUCAACAUGGAGGGCCUCAACAUGCUCCAACAAGCCAUUCAGGAGACUCCUGUGAUUCUAAUGCCCAAUCACAGGAGUUAUGUGGACUUCUUAAUAAUCUCCUACAUCCUGUUCACCUAUGACAUCCCUGUACCUGUUAUUGCUGCAGGAAUUCCUCUUGCAGGGAUGAAGAUGGUGGGAGAGAUACUGCGUCGCUCCGGAGCUUUCUUCAUCCGACGUGCCAUCGGCUCAGACAAACUGUACUGGGCAGUGCUGUCAGAAUACGUCAAAGCCAUUGUCAGGAAAGGAUAUGCUCCUAUGGAGUUUUAUGUGGAGGGGCUGAGGAGUCGCACACUAAAGUCCCUAACACCUAAGUUAGGUAUGAUGCACAUGGUGCUGGAGCCCUACUUUAAGGGCGAAGUGUUUGACAUCACAUUAGUGCCCAUCAGUAUCAGCUACGACCGCGUGCUGGAGGAGUCGCUGCUUGCCCAUGAGUUACUUGGCGUCCCCAAGCCCAAAGAGAGCACCAUGGGUCUGUUGAAGGCCAGCAAAGUGCUUCAGGAAGAUUACGGCACCAUGCAUGUGAACUUUGGCCGCCCCCUGUCAGUCAGACAGCUGUGUCACGGCAAGAUAAACCGCUGCCAGUACAACCUCAUACCCAGAGAUCUUCCUCAGAAGCCCACUGCAGAGGCCCAGGCCUGUGUGAGUUGGCUGGCUCAUCUGAUGGUACGAAUCCAAGAAGAGGGCUCUCUGAUCAGCCCGUGGUCUCUGAUGGCCUGCCUGUUGCUCCAGGCUCCUAUCACAGUCUUAACAGAAGAGGGUCUGCUGUGGCAGCAGCUCACAGAAAAAACCCUCUGGCUCAGGAAGCUGGCACUGGACUAUGGGGCUCGUUUGAACUGGUCUGGACAAGCCCCUGACUCAGACGUGAUGUCGUCCGCCGUGGCCCUUCAUUGCUCCAUAGUUCACCGUAAAGCGGGGCGUGUCUACCUGGUUCAGGAGGAAGAGCUGGCGAGGAAGCGUCCAAUCAGCCUAGAGGAGGGUGUGACGAGGACAGCGGCGGCGGUGCUGAUGCUGGCCUCCUACAGGAAUCAGUUGCUGCACGUAUUUGUGCGUCCGGCCCUGCUCGCGACGGCCAUACACAUCACAAAGAGCACACAGAGGAACGAGCUCUUCACCUUCUUCUGCUUCCUACAGGACCUCUUCUCCUAUGAGUUCAUCUUCAUCCCUGACAAGUUGUCUCAGGACUUUGAGGAGGCAUGCCUCCUCCUGAAGAAAUGUGGAGCAGUCCACAUCAGUCAGCAGGAAGUCACACUUUCAGACAUGGGGCUGGAGGCCUUAUCCUUCCUGCAGGCGCUACUACAACCCUUCAUAGAUUCCUAUCAGGUGAUGUUCAGGUAUCUCUCCGAAGAAGGAGUUAAUGUGUUCACAGAGAAACAGUUCCUACCUGCUGUGAGAAACCUGGCCACAAAGCUCAUCCUCUCAGGUGAGCUUCACACCUACGAAGCCCUUUCAUCCGACACACAAAAAAACGUGUUGUCGGCUCUGCGGAGACUGGAGGCUGUGACAAAGUUGAGGGCCUCUGAGCAGAACGAAUACAAAGUGAACAAAGCAGCUGUUAGAAGAACUGGAGACAUACUUUCUGGGAAAAUCCCACCCCAGAUGCUCCAGACUACACCUGACGCAAGACUUUAGUCUCCAUUGGAACGGAUCCAUCUUCGGUAUCAGCCCACAGUUCUGUUUACCCCUACUUGACCCCCUUUCCCUCUUCUUCCUCAUCUCCUUCCUGCUGUGCCUUUAUACAGCCAUUAGUGGAAGUGCUGCACAGAAAACAUUAUCCUGGGUGCCAGACUUGACCUGGCUGUAUUCCACUCUUGAACGUCCACUACCUCCCCCCUCUCUCUGUCCUUUAACAUCCCUUACAGAUCUAACAGGGCUAAGAUCAUAAAGCCACAAAGACCUGACACGGUUUUGUUUGAUGGCUAUAAUCAGAAUUAGUUGUUGAAGAAAGACAGUUUUACCUGUGGAAGCUUCAUUCAAAUAUGUUGUGUUAAUAUAUUUUUAACAUUCUCUCCUAGAUUUAUUUUUGAUUGACAUGGCUGAUGACAUAGUGAGUGCAAUUAGAUGGUAAACACUGAGUGAUGACACUUGACUGUAUGUACAUGUGAUUCUGUAACCCAUCAAAUGUGAGAUUUCAUUUGUUUGAGACAUUUAUUUGAACUUCUUUACAUCUCAAUAAAUGUAAAACAAAUGUAACAAAA